Messenger RNA from Haliotis rufescens (red abalone), 4801 nucleotides. RefSeq names its product calmodulin-binding transcription activator 2-like. Gene Ontology annotation, molecular function: protein binding; double-stranded DNA binding; transcription coregulator activity. The coding region runs from base 1 to 4158 and encodes 1385 amino acids. The transcript has 21 exons. The record is from RefSeq and is a predicted model, not a curated record. NCBI's taxonomy places the organism in Eukaryota, Metazoa, Mollusca, Gastropoda, Lepetellida, Haliotidae. Gene Ontology annotation, cellular component: nucleus. Gene Ontology annotation, biological process: regulation of transcription by RNA polymerase II.
AUGUCAAGACCGUCAUUUCCUCCGUCAGCUGGCAAUGGCGACACACCGAAUUUCUCUCUGGCUGGCAUCGUCAAACACGCGUGCUCCCUCGGUCUUGUCGCAUCUCCAUCGAGGGAGAGGACGAUUAUGCUCAUGCAUCUGAAGGAGAUAGCAUCUGUGCUGAUAGCAUUCGAUCGUCACAAAGAAUGGCAGAUCAGAGAACUCAAAAUCAGGCCUCCGAGUGGCUCCAUGCUGCUGUACAGUCGGAACAAGGUGAGGUACCGCAAGGACGGCUACUGCUGGAAGAAGCGGCGCGAUGGCAAGACCAUCAGGGAGGAUCACAUGAAGCUCAAAGUGCAGGGGGUGGAGUGUAUCUAUGGCUCAUAUGUGCACUCGGCGAUCCUCCCUACUUUCCAUAGACGCUGUUAUUGGUUGCUCCAGAAUCCUGACAUCGUUCUUGUCCACUACCUGAAUGUCCCCUACCCUGACAACACCAAACUGAGCAUUCCUGUUUUAUCUUACGACAUGGAGAAGAAAGAAUGGACCAAGGAGGAACUUGUUGAUCAGCUCAGGCCGAUGUUGGCGUGUGGCAGGAGAGUGGAUCUUGGUCCUGAGCAAGAACACAUGGUUGAAGAAACAAUUGAAGACUUUGUUCAACAGUUGAUUAACCUUCGGCAGGACAAAUCAGGAAAAGCCAAACCCCACAAAUGCACUCCUUCCUGUGACAAAAACUUUCCUCAUUCCAAAUGCACCAAGGACUCAUCACCUCCUAACACAGCCAGCCUGGCACACAAUCGCCUAGUGUCCAUGUUGCAGCGCCACACCCAACGCAGCGCCACCCAGUCGGUAGCCCCGCCCACUCCCGAGCUUCACACCAGCCAGGUGGUGAUCACGCCCACUACGGCCCCCUCGUCCAACUCCACUCAAGACUUGAACCACACAGCUGCAGCUCCUGCUCCUCUCAUUCUAAACCUAGCAAGUCUCCACGGCAGUAACGGUCUGAUCUUUGUCAGCGGACAUAACACAUCACCCAUCUCCAUCAUCAACAACUCUCUCACCACGCCCAUUCACACCAUCACCGCGGCAACCCUGGACACGCAGGGCCGUUUCCCUCAGCCUCAGAUACUCCAAACCAUUCCCCAAGUGCUUGCUGGUGUCAAGCAGGAUGAUAAAUUGUCACAACAUAUUCACAAUCUCCAUGCGCAUGACUCGAACAGAAAGUCUCCCGUUCCGAUGAAUAUUGCAAGUGAUGCUUUGUUGGAGCUGGCAGGCACCCAGCAGGAUUCGAAGGAUCUUUUUCUCGAUCAAAUGUCAGCUACAAUCUCAGAUACUCAGCGAAAUCUCCACAAUACAUUAGACUCGCUCAUUCGCGGGGACUGCUCGCACACUGUGGGAACACUAGUGAAAGAUAAUUCGGGGACUGAUAAUUGUGAUACUCUUGAUGGCAGCUUUUCCUCAUUUCCCAGUACUGAUCUCAAUCUUGAUUAUCUUCUCGACUUGCCCGAACUUUAUGACUGUCCUGAUUUGCCCGACACAAAUGCAAGUCUCGGGACGUCAAGUGGCGGAAUGCCGACUUCUGUCCCGCUCAUCAAUUGUGCUAACUGCCUCAGCAACCAACAAGCUCAACAAUCACAGCAGCAACGGGCAGAGUCGCAUCAAUCUUCAACAUCGACGUCUGCUACGUCAGACACGCAGACAGCAGACAACACUCACUCACAGACUGACACAGACAGCAGCUUCUCUCAGGGCGUCAUCACAGACUUCUCCCCUGACUGGUGCUACACAGAUGGUGGCACAAAGAUCCUGGUGACAGGCCCAUGGUUCUCCACGUCCACGUCCUACUCUGUUGUGUUCAACAGUAAGACGGUGCCUGCUACACUUGUACAGGCAGGGGUUCUCCGGUGCUUCACUCCAGCACAUGACGCCGGCCUGGUGACGCUGCAGCCUGGUAACGAUGGGUUUGUCAUCUCCAACAGUGAGGUGUUCGAGUACAAGGCUCGGGAGAAGCACAGCACGCAGUCAGCUCACAACGAAUGGUUCUCAAUGGAUUCGACGGAGAUGAAACUGCUGCUGGUGGAGAGGUUGGAACAACUGGAGAAGAGGCUCAUGCCAGCUGACAAGAACACAACUUUCCUUGACAAGCAGCAUGCCCUGAAUGUUGACCAUGAGAACACCGAGUGUCGUCUUGUGCAGUAUGUGGAGCACCUGGCUGGUCGACCCUGGCAGAAACUGGAGACUUACCCCAAGGCUGGCCAUGGUGGACUGACUUUACUUCAUCUUGCGGCGGCCCUUGGCUACGCCAAACUCAUCAGCUCACUUGUUAGGUGGAGAUCUGACAUCUCUAAUUUAGUUUUAGAAUAUGAAGUUGAUGCUCACAGUGUGGACAACCAUGCCUGUACACCAUUGAUGUGGGCAUGUGCAAGAGGAAAUAUUGAUGCUUCACUGACGCUGUAUCAUAUCAACACGGGGCCACUCAGCAUCUGUAACAAGGAUGGACGUCUCCCGCUCACCGUUGCCCGAAGCAAGGGACAUCACAACCUUGCCAAUCAAAUCGAGCAGUUGGAGCAAGCUCGUCUGCAAGCCCCGCCCCCUUUCCCCCCAUGCACAUCCACAGCAUCAUUUGCUGGCGCAACUUCUUCUUUCACAACCUCGGACUCUAUCACUGCGUGUGACCUGUCACCAACUCCUUGCCAUAUAUUCCCCAGUUCUCACAAAAACAUUUGUGAUGAGAAGCAGGAAAACCUUCACAUCGACAUACCUCCUCCCCCUCCCUACCCAGGGGAUUCCAAGCUCGUCCGGCGACUCAGUGAACAAGUCAUUGGCACCUGUCAUCGCCAACUUAGCAAACGCUAUUCGGUGGAUAUAUUGCCGAGUGGGGCAACAAACGACCAGACCUCGCCCCAACAUGACGCUUUUCAGAAGCCAAUUCGGGAGGCCAAUUCUGAGCCACAUCUGUCAUUGGUUGGUGAUCAUCCAAUCAGUGCAGUGACGGACUCUGCCUUGCUACCAGUUGCUCAACGUGAUCUGGCAUCGCCAGAUAUUCUCAUGCAGACCGAGUCUUUGCUCAACACCAUAGCGACGGAGUCUGGGAAGGAGACGGAUGGUCUCCUCAUGCAGAUGGACACAGAUGAGGUAUCAUCGGUGCGGAGUGACAGCCCUUUCAUUGAUGUAGAAAAGAUCUCAUCUGACGAGGAGGCGGAACACAAGGCAGCUGUUGCUGCUGCUGCUGCUGCCGCCGCCGCUGCUGUAGCAUCUGGUGAAGGUGGGGAUCAUGAAGGCAAGAACCAAAUGGUAACCCUCGCCAACCAGAUCAUCGCAGCCAUGCCGGAGCGUAUCAAGCUGUCUCCUGCCAAGGAGGAAGAGUGUGGAGUGAGCAGUCGAGCUCGGAGUGAGUCCUACAGCUCGGCCCCGUCUCAAGGCUCACCUCCCACCUCAUCCUUUGGGGAUGAUUCUGGAAUCUCAACACCCAUGACAGAUAGUCUGGCCUUUGAUGAGUACAGGUACACAGACCUGGGCACCCCUGCCUCGUCCCUGAGCCCGGACUCUACCUGUCUGCCCAGCCCCUACAGCCCCUACAGUUCCUACAGUUUCACUCUGGACUCCCCGCCCCCCACCACUGCUGACUUCACCGAGUACUUCAACGCGCCAGCCACGUACAUGGAGAAGGACUUUUCCCAACUCACACUCUCAGAUCAGGAACAGAGAAAGCUGUACGAGGCUGCCAAGGUGAUCCAGAAUGCGUAUCGGCUGUAUCGGGAUAAACAACAACUGCAGCAGCAGCGACAGAAGGAGAUAGAAGCCGCCAUCUUGAUCCAGAGCUACUAUCGGCGAUACAAACAGUAUGCAUACUUCAAGAAGAUGACCCAGGCAGCAGUGUUGAUCCAGAAUCAGUUCCGGAGUUACUACGCACAGAAACGUCUCAAGAAGAACCGAGACCCUGCGGCUGGCCUGCAGCGACAAGGACCGGAGAGACUGAAGAAGGGCCGCAACCAGUCCGUGAUCAUCCAGCAGAGAUACAGGUCUCACUAUCAGAGGAAGACGGAGAAGGAGGGUCGACAGUUGUCCGCUGAUGCAGCAGAUAGCUCCCCACCCCCCGAGCAAAGCAGCACAUCCAGAGACGGAACCCCACCAGUCGAUGCUGAGCCAGAUAUCCCCUACCCAGAAGAAGAGGAUGGGUGAGCCACCGUCAGGGACAGACACGCCCACCCACUGCUGGAUCCGUGACUGGGCAUGGCUGUUCAUCUUGGUGACACCCUCGGGAGGACAACCUCUGUCUGAACCACAAUGCCCAUGUCACGCUGUGUUCAACUGCUUAGGUAGCAAUGGCCUCCGGAGGACUUGUGAAGGAACAAGCUGUCGUUGUUGUCAGGUUGAGCUGUGUCGUUCUUUGACAUGCCUCGUCAGUAUGGGUUGGGACGUGAUGUAAAAGGGUGUGUAGCCUAUGUAUGUGUGACACCGGCGUUGUGAACAAGCUGUGGAAAUAGGCUUGCUGUGAAAUACCCACAGUUUCAACCCUUUGCUGUUUCAAGUUUGUCAUGGCUCGUCGUGGACUUUCAGGUUUGAUUCGUGACAAAUAGCUGCCAACUGUCCCAUUUUUUUAAUGUUUUUGUUACGAAUUUGCAACUUUUGUCCUUAAUUCCUGUUAAGAAUAUGCCAAUCUACAUAAAAAUAUCACAAGGUUUCAAUUUUCAUAGACACUGAUAAAGAGAGGGUCAUUAUUUAGCCUUACACCGUCAGCUAUAAAUGCUUCAUGUUUAUCGACUGGUAUAUCAUCAUAUUUAUAGGGUUGCAUUUGUUCAAUUGAGACACUCCACAGUAUUAU